GCCGGUCAUUGUUGGUCUGGGGUCGGCCCGACACAGACACUGGCCGGAGACGUCCCGAACGUGCCGUCGCCAUGCGCCACGUGACCUGGAUGCUGGUGCUCUGCGCAGGAGCUGCAAAUGGAAAGGAAUGGUCGGCGGGAAAGGUCAACUUUCCUUGGCGGAAGGAUCGUGAUAGCGCGCGAUAUCAGGUGCCCUGCAUAGACAACGGCAAGUUUUACCGAGAUCCGAACCGAGAUCCGGCCAAGAUGCACGGCACCAGCGAGUGUUCCAAAUAUUUCCUCUGCAUAGAUGGAGAGGUUUACAAGUUCAAGUGCUCACGUGACCUCCUAUUCGACGUCAGCAGACAAAUAUGCGACUUCAAAGCCAAGGUGGCCAACUGUGAGGUGAACACAAAAGUGACCACACCCAAGCCGAUUUUGAACACGAUCGAGCCCAUCUGCCCCCGCGAUCACCACGCGUGCGGCACUGGAGACUGUAUAGCGGCCGACCUCUUCUGCGAUGGACAGGCGGACUGUCCAGAUGACAGUGACGAGGGUUGGUGUGACCCGGAACAUGACCCGAACGCGGCUCCCAAAUGUGACUACAACAACUGCACGCUGCCGUACUGCUGGUGCUCCGUGGACGGCACGCUCAUCCCGGGAAACCUGGAGCCCAACCAGGUACCACAGAUGGUGAUCAUAACGUUCGACGACGCCGUGAACUCACAAAACAUCGAUCUCUACAAGAAACUGUUCAACAAAGAAAAACGAACGAACCCCAACGGGUGUCCGUAUCACGCCACCUACUUCGUCUCGCACGAAUUCACGAACUACCGGGACGUGCAGGAGCUGUGGAACAUGGGACACGAGAUAGCCGUGCACAGCAUCACGCACCGCAAACCCGAGGGUUGGUGGACGAACAACGCUACCAUUGAGGAUUGGUUCGACGAGAUGGUGGGUCAGGCCAACAUCAUCAACCGGUACGCUGGCGUCUCCAUGGAGGAUAUGUGGGGUGUUCGCGUGCCGUUCCUGCGCGUAGGCUGGAACCGGCAGUUCGUGAUGAUGCGCGAGUUCGGCUUCGUGUACGACUCGUCGGUGACGGCGCCCUUCUCGGAUAUCCCUUUCUGGCCGUACACGCUCGACUAUCGGAUCCCGCACAAGUGCGUCGGCCAGGGCGUCAAGUGCCCGUCCCGCUCGUUCAGCGGCAUCUGGGAGAUGGUGAUGAACCAGCUGAAGGUUAACGAGUACACCUGCGCCAUGGUGGACAAUUGUCCUCAGGUGGAGGACGAGGAGGACCAGUUCCAAGUGUUUAUGUCCAACUUUAAGCGUCAUUACACGACCAACCGAGCCCCAUUCGGCCUGUACUUCCACACUGGGUGGUUCCAGAAGAGAUCCAAUCUGAAGGCACUGACGCGUUUCCUGGACGAAAUCGGCCAAAAACAAGACGUGUGGGUGGUCAACAACCGCGAGGCCAUUCAAUGGAUGCAGAAGCCCGUCCCACUCUCCCAGAUAAAUCAGAUGGAAGAGUGGAAAUGCGGGAAACAGGUACCUCUGGAGGAUAAGGCGUGCAACAUCCCGAGUACGUGUCACGUGCGCAGCCGGGUGCUGCGCACGGACCGCUACCUCUACACAUGCUUCGAGUGUCCCAAGACUUACCCCUGGAUCCGGGAUGAGUUCGGCGUGGAUCUGUAGACAAGCCAAGACCUACCCCUGGAUCCGGGAUGAGUUCGGCGUGGGUCUGUAGGCCAGCCUCGCCGCUGGUUUCCUACAUGGCACUGUGUCCGGGUGCGACCCCUGAAACGCGUGACGCUGGUGACAUGUACCGACGAGGGCGUCCACGUAGAUUUUGCAGCCAGGAAAAAAGUAGAAACGAGUCAGGAUAUUUGCACGUUGUGUUUAUGCUAUGUAGGGAUGCUUGCUCGGCAACCUGGUGGUUCACUGGUACAGUACCACUGUUAUAAUUGUAAACUGGGCUUGGAACACCUUUUUGUAUCGCUAAGAUGCUGCUUGAUUUUACUGUUGUAACCACCAGCUGGACUUACUUGUGCCGAUCUUGUAUCAGCAUGUUGUCCUUCCCAAUGUUAUUGAUCGACAGUGAUUUUGUUCGCUGUCGCCACCUACUGCUGAAGGUGCGUAUAUGAUAGCGUUCUGUUGUAUCUGACGUGUAAUUAUUGUAGUUCACACUGGGCGCUAUUACAGCGGAUCUUUGAAGCCAUUGUGAACGCAGCCUUCUGUGUGAUAUCUGUCUGUUUUUUUUGUUUUUGUUUUUGUUGAUUAGAUGCCGGUCCUGCAUUUUGUGACUUCAACGGUUUAAUAUAUUUUUCAAGUUAAG
Molecule: messenger RNA, 2310 nt
Organism: Pollicipes pollicipes
Lineage: Eukaryota; Metazoa; Arthropoda; Thecostraca; Pollicipedomorpha; Pollicipedidae
Gene: ChLD3
Product: Chitin and LDLR binding deacetylase 3
Exons: 11
Coding region: 72-1670 (532 amino acids)
Biological process (GO): carbohydrate metabolic process
Cellular component (GO): extracellular region
Molecular function (GO): protein binding; chitin binding
Source: RefSeq, a predicted model, not a curated record